UAUUUCUCUACUAUUUUCUUACCAUCUGCCGUCGAUGAGCAGCCCUUGAUGAUGACCGUCACGGCCCAGAAAUUCACACCAGAGGUUCUCCUCGCGGCGCCGCGGCGCUCCCCGGGCGUGCCCAAUGCCACGGGCGAGCUGGUCCUGUACACGGUCUCGACAUACUCCUUCGACUCCCACUCCAAGACGUCGCAGAUCCGCGUCCUCAACAUCAAUGAAGGAACAUCGCAUCUCGUCUCCGAAGACGCCGCGGCCAGCGAACCGAUCUGGAUCGCCGAGCAGGAGAUUGCCUAUGUCAAGAGCCUCGACCACGGUGCUUCGGCCCUGGUGGCGCAGCAUGUCUUGAAUCCAAAAGAGUCAAACACCAUCCAGCGCUUCGGCGGCAGCAUCAACAGCCUCAAGGCCAAGCCGCUGUCCGCAGACAAGGUGGCCUUCUGCUGCGCUGCUCUGACGACUCCCGAUGGACGCAUGUACAGCCCGGCUGCGGAACCAAAGACUUACACGUCGGCCAAGAUCUACACGUCCCUCUUUGCACGGCACUGGGACUCCUGGAACACUGAGAACAAGAACUCGCUCUGGUACGGCCAACUCGAGAAGGCCGACGGCAAGUGGACGCUUGGGAACUCGGAGCUCACCAACCUCCUGGCCGGCACGCGGCUUCAUUCUCCCGUGCCCCCCUUUGGAGGCACCGGUGAUUUUGACGUAUCCUCGACCGGCAUUGUCUUCGUUGCAAAGGAUCCGGACCUGAACCCUGCGAGAACGACCAAGUCUGACCUCUACUUUGUUCCGCUGCAUUCAUACCUGGACAAGCCGACCUUCCCCCAGAUCGUCAAGACGGGGACGUUGCAAGGCUAUUCGCUCUCUCCCGUCUUUUCGAGUGAUGGAAAACAGGUAGCUUUUCUACGCAUGAAAUCACAGCAAUACGAGGCCGACAAGACGAGACUCUUGCUGAUCCCAGACGUCACCGACUUGAGCAACGUUCAAGAGUUUUACGCGACGGAGGAUGGCAAGGGCGGCUGGGACUUUAAGCCCGAUUGGCUCAUCUGGAGCCAUGACGACAAGGAGCUGUAUGUUGCGGCCGAGAAGCACGCUCGAGUCGUCCUCUGGAAACUGCCGUCAUCGCCAUUGGAGGCCAAGGCACUCCCCACUCCUAUCCACGACGACGGCUCCGUGGCCGAGGCAAGGGUCCUCGGAAACGGCUCGUCUCUGUUGAUCACGACAAGAUCGCGGGUCGAAAGCUCCAACUACUCCAUCCUAGAUCCUGCCACCAAAUCCAUCACCGUCAUCUCGUCCAGUUCAAAGCAAGGUAAGACCUUUUCUUUGAACAAGUCGCAGUGCCAAGAGAUUUGGUUCCCCGGUGCCAAGGGCUACCGCAUCCACGCGCUGGUGACCCUGCCCUCGACAUUCGACUCGUCCAAGAAGUAUCCUUUGGCCUUCUUCAUUCAUGGUGGACCUCAGGGAGCUUGGGGAGACGACUGGAGCACUCGCUGGAACCCGGCCGUCUUUGCUGAGCAAGGCUAUGUGGUGGUGGCCCCCAAUCCAACUGGCAGCACGGGCUAUGGCCAAGACCACACCGAUGCCAUCCGGAACAACUGGGGAGGUGACCCUUACAGCGACCUGGUCAAGUGCUUUGAGUACUUGGAGAGACACGUGAGCUACGUUGACACGACCAGAGCAGUAGCUCUCGGCGCGUCUUAUGGCGGCUACAUGAUCAAUUGGAUCCAGGGCCAUGACCUCGGACGGAAGUUCAAGGCAUUGGUGUGCCACGAUGGCGUCUUCUCGACCUUGAACCAGUGGUCCACAGAGGAGCUCUUCUUCCCGGAGCACGACUUUGGCGGCGCCCUCUGGGAGAACAGAGAGGGCUACGAGAAGUGGGAUCCAGCAAAGCACGUUGGAAACUGGGCCACGCCGCAACUGGUCAUUCAUAACGAGCUCGACUAUCGUCUGCCCAUCUCAGAGGGUCUGGCCAUGUUCAACGUUCUGCAGGCUCGCGGCGUGCCGAGCAAGUUUCUCAUGUUCCCGGAUGAGCAUCACUGGGUGCUCAAGCCGGAGAAUUCUCUCGUCUGGCACAGGGAGGUGUUGGACUGGAUCAACAAGUACAGUGGGAUCUCUGAACAAAACUAAUUGGUUUAUUGUAUGUUGACCCUCGCAUGUUGAG
This is a messenger RNA of Trichoderma citrinoviride, 2158 nucleotides long. RefSeq lists its product as hypothetical. The transcript is spliced from 7 exons. NCBI's taxonomy places the organism in Eukaryota, Fungi, Ascomycota, Sordariomycetes, Hypocreales, Hypocreaceae. Gene Ontology annotation, biological process: proteolysis. The coding region runs from base 52 to 2124 and encodes 690 amino acids. The record is from RefSeq and is a predicted model, not a curated record. Gene Ontology annotation, molecular function: serine-type endopeptidase activity.